AUGGGGACUUUGAUCGACACCCCCGAACAUGACGCGAUCAAGUCCAAGACUGCCGGGCCCUAUGCCGGGAGGGAGGCAGAGGGUGGGUUGGAGAGUGUUGUUGAUGCCCAACUGGUGAGACUUGUGGAUUUGAUCAAGCGAAAGUAUGUCUCUAGGAACGGGGAGUUGGUGCAGACGGACUUUUCCAAGAUCUCGCGGUUCUUUACACUGGAUGUGAUCUCCAAGCUGCUCUUUGGGACCCCGUGGGGCCAUCUGGAUGAGGGGAUCGAUGUACUUGGUUGGUGUGUGGCGAUGGACGACAGGUUGGUGUUGAUGUUCUUGAUGAUGGAGCUUCCUGCGUUGAGGUACCUCUUUGGCGGAAGCUAUGGGCUUUUGAGAUGGUUUGGACCGCAGCCAGGCGAUAAGUCUGGGUUGGGAGUGGUCAUGGGCUACGUUAACAAGCUCAUUGGAGAGCAUUUUACCGACAAGGAUUUGAAGCAAAAGGACAUGAUGAGCGGCUUCAUUCGCAACGGACUGUCAGAGAUGGAAUGCCAGGGUGAGGCACUCCUUGUAAUUUUGGCGGGCUCCGAUACUUCUGCGGGAACCAUCCGCUCCACCAUCCUCUACCUCAUGUCCAACCCCCAAGCCUACGGCCGCUUCAAGAGGGAGAUCAAAGAAGCCCUGCAGCAAGGCAAAGUCUCCUCCCCCAUCACCAACGAAGAAGCCCUCAAGCUCCCCUACCUCCAAGCCAUCAUCACCGAAGCUUCCCGGAUCGGCACCCCCUUGACCUUUGGUCACUACAAGGUCGUCCCCAAGGGCGGCGAUACUGUGAACGGGAUGUACCUUCCGGCAGGAACGGAAAUCGGACAUAACGCCCUCUCGUUGACGCACAAUAAGGAGAUCUUUGGUGAGGACGCGGAUAUCUUCAGACCGGAGAGGUUUCUGGAGGCGGACCCGGAGAGGAAGGCACACAUGUUGAAGGCGUUGGAUAUGCUGUUUGGGUCGGGGAGGUGGACUUGCGCAGGCAAGAACUUGGCGCUGAUGGAGUUGAAUAAGAUUUUCUUUGAGUUGCUGAGGCACUUUGACUUUCAGAUUGUCAAUGUGCAGAACCCGGUCAAGGAGAGGGCGUAUUUGACUAAGUUGCAUGAGGAUAUGUUUGUGAGGAUUACGGAGACGGAUUGGAGUACUAUUUGA
Molecule: messenger RNA, 1173 nt
Organism: Podospora anserina S mat+
Lineage: Eukaryota; Fungi; Ascomycota; Sordariomycetes; Sordariales; Podosporaceae
Exons: 3
Coding region: 1-1173 (390 amino acids)
Molecular function (GO): monooxygenase activity; heme binding; iron ion binding
Source: RefSeq, a predicted model, not a curated record